Sitophilus oryzae (rice weevil) is the source of this 1108-nucleotide messenger RNA. RefSeq names its product 60S acidic ribosomal protein P0 (gene RpLP0). Gene Ontology annotation, biological process: ribosomal large subunit assembly; ribosome biogenesis; cytoplasmic translation. The record is from RefSeq and is a predicted model, not a curated record. The transcript has 6 exons. Bases 75 to 1019 code for a protein of 314 amino acids. NCBI's taxonomy places the organism in Eukaryota, Metazoa, Arthropoda, Insecta, Coleoptera, Curculionidae. Gene Ontology annotation, molecular function: large ribosomal subunit rRNA binding; structural constituent of ribosome. Gene Ontology annotation, cellular component: cytosolic large ribosomal subunit.
UCUGUGUGUCACUUUAGCGCCUGUGUUUAUCGCCGAGUUCUUAAAUUCUACAAGAGUCCCUAUUCACAUCGAAGAUGGGUAGGGAGGACAAGGCAACUUGGAAAUCAAACUAUUUCACCAAGCUCAUCCAACUGUUGGAAGACUACCCCAAAUGCUUCAUCGUGGGCGCGGACAAUGUCGGCUCCAAACAAAUGCAACAGAUCCGUAUUUCCCUACGAGGCAGCGCCGUUGUCCUCAUGGGCAAGAAUACCAUGAUGCGUAAGGCUAUCAAGGGCCAUCUGGAAGCCAAUCCUUCGCUAGAAAAGCUCCUCCCUCACAUCAAGGGCAACGUAGGGUUCGUUUUCACCCGCGGCGACUUGGUUGAGGUCCGUGAUAAGUUGCUGGAGAACAAAGUACGUGCCCCGGCUCGUGCUGGAGCUGUUGCACCUUUGUCUGUUGUUAUUCCAGCCCAGAACACUGGAUUGCCUCCUGAGAAGACCUCUUUCUUCCAGGCUUUGAGUAUUCCAACCAAAAUUUCAAAGGGUACUAUUGAAAUUGUCAACGAUGUUAACAUCUUGAAACCAGGAGAUAAAGUUGGUGCUUCCGAAGCUACUCUUUUGAAUAUGUUGAACAUCUCUCCAUUUUCUUAUGGUCUAAUUGUUGAACAAGUGUACGACUCUGGAACCAUCUUCGCCCCCGCCAUCUUGGACAUCAAACCCGAAGACUUGCGCGAGAAAUUCUUGGCCGGCGUGGCCAAUUUGGCCGCCGUGUGUCUGGCCGCCGGCUACCCGACCGUGGCCUCCGCGCCUCAUAGCAUCGCCAACGGGUUCAAGAACCUGUUGGCCAUCGCUGCGGUUACCGAGGUCGAGUUCAAAGAGGCCGCCACCAUCAAGGAGUACAUCAAGGAUCCUAGCAAGUUUGCUGCUGCCGUUGCACCAGCAGCUGCAGCGCCAUCUGCUGCCGCUCCUGAGGCUAAGAAAGAGGAGAAGGAAGAAAGUGAAGAGGAAGAUGACGACAUGGGUUUCUCCCUGUUCGAUUAAGAAAACACGGUUCUGCUUCUGUUUGAAAAUGUCGGGUCUGGUUGUGUUUUUGGUCAGCCUGACUGCAUAAUAAUAAAAUAUAAAAAGUA